GCGAGCCCGCGUGCAAGCCAAGAUCAUGAACUCGAAAGCUUCUCAGCGACCACAUUCUUUAUAUGUCUCCUCACAUUUCCCGCCUUCUUACCUGAGAGACAUGACACCCUCGUCACCAGGCCUGCGUGGAAGGAUCGGGGAACGUCGCACCCUUCACCAUGAGACCGAUCACACCGUAGACGAGUUUCGAAGCAAGCCGACCUUGAAAUUGCUGAUAGGCUCUUCGCAAGAAAGUGGUCCCAACGCGGCUCGCUCGAAUUUUGACCCUACUCACCCUAGAGUCAAUAGUGCAUCCAAUCUUUCUCCGUUUGCUCCCAACUCACCUAGUCAUUUACCAACAACUUUGUUAAAUCAGCAUACUUCAUCUACUUCAUUAGUAUCAUAUCCAGACCUACCUUCCCCUUGUUUUUCAAUCAGAUCAGAUCGUCUUGAGAAGUCUCACCACAACAUGCACAAUAUGCGCACUACCCACCGCCGUUCCGUCCAUCCUGGAUUCGAUAGUCCAGCACAUCCUGCCUUUGCUGCACCUCGUCCACGCCCUCGACCAAAGGGCAACACGCCAGCUGCACGUCCAUACUCCUCUAUCACCUUGGGAGGACGUCCUUUAUCAUCAGCAUUUGGCGACGACACCCGUAUCGUCACGGGUUUUUUAGCGUCAGCGCUUCCUCUCAGCGCCCGCCCGCCACCAUUGCCAACUCGUCCUACACAGACCAUGACGAUUGAUCAGUUGGAGCAACGUCAUCGCCUCGCCCUUCAACGCUUGCAGGAGCCUGCUAAUGCACACGCCGCUCGUAAUCUUGGUAGCAAUAACGCAUCUCCUUUGUCCUCCCAGAUCUCGUCUUCCAGAAACACAUCACCACCUGUCUCAGCACAUCGGACCAACCGCCGCGAAAAACCGCGUACCCUUAUAGUGCUCGAUAAAGAUCAAGGUCAGAUCGGCUCCGAGACUUCUGCUUCCAAUGACGCUUCCAAGGAGAACAAGAAGCCAAAGCGAUGGGCCUUUUUGCGAUUUUUUGGCACGAGGGAUGUUACUCCUCACUCGCCUCCUCCACCCGGAAGUAAGGCGUCAAAGAAGGAUAAGUCAACAAAGGCAAGGCAAUCGGACGGUAGCGAAAGCCACAUACCCGUCCUUAUACUAUCGGGCGAAUCUGGUUCUGAGGAGGCUGGAAGGCAUCUCGACUCUGAUUCCGAUUCUGAUGUUCCUCUGGCUCAGUUAAGACUUCGCCCACGACUACAUAACAAAUCAUCCAUGGCCACUGUCUGUACUUCAUCCUCUAGUGUAAAUUUACAACGAACCCCGAGGUAUACACGUAGUCAGGUGAACAUGUCACAAUUUGGACAUGCGCCUCUAUCGGCCCCAUCCUCGGGCUCGCAUAGGCUCAGUAUGCUAUCAAGCGGCCCAGCAAAUCAUCACGAAUCGAUGGCUAAGAAUCGCAACAGCAUGUUGGUCCCUCCAGUUGGACAUGGUACUUCAGCAAUGUCAUUACAGAAGCAGCUCAACAGAUCAUCAGCGUGGUUGACUUACUGAACGGACUUCAGUCUCUGUAGCAUGGAUACCAAAAUUUCAUUCAACUUACUAUCUUAGACUACCACUGUCAUAGCACGAAUUAAUCACCUUUGAAAUUUAAAUAUAUCAUUCGAUCAUCGUCUUACUCUUAAUUCCUCUGAUUCUUGAUUGCUUUACAAUCUCGUCAACUCUUUUUGAUCUUCAUUGAGGAUUGUCUCAGUAGUCGAAUUUUUGCAUAUCUCAUCUUGGUCUUCUAUUCUCAUCGUUAAUCUUGCACGUAAUAGGAGUAUAGAUAGUUUUUUUCUAUUCUCAACAAAUAUUGCUCAAGUCAAUGGUUUCUUUCAGAGUUUCGUUUUAGGUCUGAUCUUACAUGGGGGUUCAAACCCAGAAUAGUAGUAGCAAAUCUUGGUUUCAAUCAUUGUGAUUUACUUACGGCGAAAAAUUAAAGACCGCCGCUCAUCUAAACUGAGAUAGAAUUGUAAAGUUUUUUGAUGCUUGAUAGUGUAGAAAGAGCAUCAGCUUUCCC
Molecule: messenger RNA, 2033 nt
Organism: Melampsora larici-populina 98AG31
Lineage: Eukaryota; Fungi; Basidiomycota; Pucciniomycetes; Pucciniales; Melampsoraceae
Exons: 2
Coding region: 26-1528 (500 amino acids)
Source: RefSeq, a predicted model, not a curated record